GGGCGGGGCGGGGAAGCGCUUCCGGGUCCGGCCGGGCUGCGCUGUCAUGUGACAGAGGCUUAAAGGGGAAGCGGCGGAGCCGUGCGGGUGGGCGCUCAGGGUUGCGGGCUCUGGGUAGCGACUUCCCCCCCCACCCCCCCCCCCAUCAGGCCCGCGGAGGUGGCGGAGCGCCGGCAAGGCCCCAGCCAUGGCCGAUGACCUGAAGAGGUUUCUGUACAAGAAGCUGCCGAGUGUUGAAGGUCUUCACGCUAUUGUGGUCUCAGAUAGAGACGGCGUCCCUGUUAUCAAAGUUGCCAAUGAUAACGCUCCAGAACAUGCACUGCGACCUGGCUUUCUGUCCACCUUUGCCCUUGCCACAGAUCAGGGCAGUAAACUAGGACUUUCUAAAAACAAAAGCAUCAUCUGCUAUUACAAUACGUACCAGGUGGUGCAGUUCAAUCGCUUACCUUUGGUAGUAAGCUUCAUUGCCAGCAGCAACGCCAAUACUGGGCUGAUUGUGAGUUUGGAGAAGGAGCUCACGCCCCUAUUUGAAGAACUGAGGCAGGUUGUUGAAGUUUCUUAACCUGAUGGUCUAGCCAGAGUGCAGCAUCCCUCUGCAGCCCAGUGGACAGAAAGAUUCAAUAAUCCUCAGUCAAAUAACACGUCUCGGAAGAAAUACCACAGCUCCUUAGUAUACUAAGUAAGAGUAAAUUGUACAUAGUACUGAAUCUGAAAUGAUCUACUAGUGUGUUGUAGGUGGAUGUUACUUUAGGCCAUGCUUCUUGUAUUGUGCAGUACUGGAGAGACCACCGGCAUAGCUCCCAUGGAGUUUAGCUCAGCCAGCUGAGCCAGAUGUGCACGAUGCUCACACGAGCAACCCACAGAUCUCUUGCUUUACAGGGAACCAGGCACGCGUGGGCUUUAUCCUCAGGCCAGCUACCACUACAUGUCGGAAAGCAGAUGGGUUGUAUGGUGUUCUGAAAGAUGUGGUUGAAGGAGUAUUGUGAGAGCAAGUUUACAAGCAGUGAUGUGUUGGUACAAUCAAUAAAUAUCUCAGCUUUCUUACGUGGGUGAUACUUUGGCGAGGCAACGCUACUACUCUGGAUGCUAGCUGCAUCCUGCUUCCAUUAAGAAGAAAACUAUUUCUAUGAAAGCUGUUGCUUUAGGGGUUUUCCUGAUGCCCAGAAAAAAGCACCCAAUAAAUGUCUCACUUCUUCAUGGGUUUUUUGCGUAAUACGGUUGUGAAGAUCUCAUGUCUCAUAGUCUUUGUGUGGGUUCAUCACUGGUGACACUCUCAGCUCAUUUACCCUUAGGUUUUCCUAAGUAAAUAAAUAUAAAUAAAAUACAGUAUUUUUAAAUGACAGAUCCUGGUUCAGUCUUCUGUUGCACUGUAGUACUCUGCUGCACUUCAGCUUUUCUGUGGCGAGAACAGGCCUCAGUGUUUGUAAAUGUACAAAAUCCAGGAGUUUGCAGGCUGAAAACCAACCAGCGCGUCCCUUGGUUGGGGGAUAAGGACACAGAGUCCCGUGUUGGUGCAGAGGUUAGUGCUGGCUGCGAUCCGCUGUUCCUUGCCUGCCCCACCUCGUUCCCUUCCACAUUCCCCUCGUGAUGCCUCCAGUGUAGACAUCCAGCGCUAAAACCAAGCACUGCUGGUGGAAGGAAGAGCUCGUGGCAGGUUUGUGCCUCAGGCUGGGAAAGAGGGCAUCAUCCUCCCUUGCUUACACCUUGACCACCUUCAGCAUCGGGCAGGAUGAGGAGAGAAGGUGGUGCUGAAAAUAAGGACUGGGAAUUCUUGGCUCAGAAGCUCCCUCAGAAAUUAAAAUUUGUCAGUCAACCUGUAUUCCUUUGAAUAAGCUCCUGGGUUCAGUUUUGUUGCUGGUCACUACGGAAGCAGCUGGAAACUGAGCCCCAAGGAGCUUCUGUGUGUAUUUCUGGUAAAACGUGUUCAUGUUCCAGCUAAGGCCUGCUCCUGCUGAGCCUCCGUUCAACGCCUUGGUCUGACUCUGCCUCCUAGAGCAGCCAAACACACUUUCUAUUGAUGGCUUCAGUUCCUGACACCGUGUGCUGAACUUGCUUCUAGUAUUUGGUAGCACAGCCUGUUCUUGUGAAAAAGGGAAGGCUGCUUUUGUGGUUACACUUGGAGCUCCAUUUCCAAGCCGUUUUCAUAGGAGAGUGAUGCUGUUGGAGAAUAUAGUCUCUCUCUUCCCUUUAUCUUGCCUCUCUCUCACACAAACUCAUCAAAGCUUUUUAAUUAAAUGAGAUGCCAGUUUGUUAAACCACUUCUUUAAGGGAGAAAGGAGGACAAAGCUUUAACAGGAAUGUCGAACACAUUAGGUAGUUUUAUAAUGACAUUUUAUUCAGAAAACAGUCUGUAUAAAAAAAAUAUUUACAAAUAUUUUGAAGUUGAAAUAAAAUGCUAUUCUUAUGUUCAAA
This is a messenger RNA of Columba livia (rock pigeon), 2412 nucleotides long. It is a transcript of the gene LAMTOR3, whose product is annotated as late endosomal/lysosomal adaptor, MAPK and MTOR activator 3. The record is from RefSeq and is a predicted model, not a curated record. The coding region runs from base 188 to 562 and encodes 124 amino acids. Gene Ontology annotation, cellular component: Ragulator complex. The transcript is spliced from 7 exons. Gene Ontology annotation, biological process: positive regulation of TOR signaling; cellular response to amino acid stimulus. NCBI's taxonomy places the organism in Eukaryota, Metazoa, Chordata, Aves, Columbiformes, Columbidae.